Kwoniella shivajii is the source of this 2313-nucleotide messenger RNA. RefSeq lists its product as uncharacterized. The record is from RefSeq and is a predicted model, not a curated record. Lineage: Eukaryota; Fungi; Basidiomycota; Tremellomycetes; Tremellales; Cryptococcaceae. Gene Ontology annotation, molecular function: protein binding. Gene Ontology annotation, cellular component: nucleus. Bases 1 to 2313 code for a protein of 770 amino acids. The transcript is spliced from 7 exons.
AUGAAGUGGCAAGAGCGUAUGCAAAUCGUGGAGGGAAAGAGGAAAGUAGUCUUACGUCAACUGCCUUUCGAAGUGAAUCAAGGCGAUACUCUGUUUGCAACAACGCCGCUCUUCCCGACGUUGAAUUCGGUAUUGCUUAAUAGCCACUGUUCGGGAUGUAUGAUAGAUAUCCAACAGCUGGCAAGAGAUCAUGACAUCAGUAUGGAAAGGGCCCAAAAGAAGUUAUUACGUUGCUCAAGAUGCAAUGUUCAUAGGUUUUGUAGUGUGAGAUGUUACGCCGAUUCUUGGAGACUUCACAGCAAAGAAUGUCUCGGCCUGUCGAAAUCACCCGGGUGGAGGCCCAGCACACUGGCAAGAUUGAUCGGCAGAGUAAUGGCGGCUAGACCACGACGGAAUGACGGGGUCUAUGACCCUCUACCAGAUCAUCCAGGCCAAAAAUCACAUUCAAGCCUAAGCGAAAAAGCUCUUGCAGCAUUACACGAGAUGUUCAGGCUUCUGGGAACUUUCGAAUGCGACGAUGAACAGAUGACAUACUUCUUUGACGGCAAGAAGCACCAUUUCGACCGUGAUGUUGAAAUUGAUCGCACCGUCCUACAAUCCUGCAUGUUCACGAUAUAUGACUCUUCGGCAAAUCCGGUCGGUAUUGGCAUCGCUCCUGAAUUAUCGAACGUUCGUCAUUGUUGUCAACCGAAUGCCCAAAUCGUGUUCUCCGAAGGGCCCACUACCAAACUCGGGAUGAGAUUAGUUGCUAGCAAGCCCAUAUAUCCAGGUGAUGAGAUAACGAUAUCUUACAUCGAUCUGGCAUUACCGGUACAUCUCCGAUCGACGGCGUUGGAACCUUUUGGGUUCAACCAUUCGAAUUGGUGUGAAACAUGCCUCGAAGAGAAAACCGAUGUAAGAUGGGCAAAGACACAUGAAGAAUGUCCAUACGGCGGACUCGUCGCUCUACCCACAGGAAUAGCGAACAAAAGACCUCAACAUGAAUAUUCAUGUGAAGGAGUUUCGUCCGUACCUCCAGCAAGCUCCAAAACGGAGACAUCUGUGAUUUCCAAAGGAGACGCUUCCGAAAAUACGACAGAAUCGGAUUCCACCGGUAAAUCAGUACGGUCCCUAGAAUCACGAAUGCGAUCGUUAUCUCCAUACACCUCCUCGACUGAGUCUGCUUCCGAUCCUGACGAAGAUGUACGGGAAUACGAAAGAAGGACAUUAUUGGAUUUUCUGUAUCCUGAAGAGACACAAGAGAGGCCCCAAGUUAGAGCGGUCGAGGGCAGAAGAUUUCUCGAUUCGAAAGACCGGUUGUCGGAUGAUGCAAUGGAAAGUCAUGCAGAGGUAGAAUCGACAAUGUCAUGCUUGAUAGAAGAUAAUCUGAGAGACACUCCUCACUCAUCACAUCCUGUAGCCGGGAGCAGUUUCGAGACUUCAAGUACGGGGUCGAGCUCUCCAGAUAGUGCUUUCGAGAUACUCCAUUCAAGCGAGUCCAACUCCGAUCCUGUGCAGAGUACAUGCCAUUCAAACAAUUCUAUGUCUCCCGCAUCACUGUCACCGUCAGGUCUCUCUUCACCAAGAUCAACCUCACGAACACCGCUACUAAGUUCCAAAUCAUCACCAGGAUCUUCCCUUCCAGAUACCGAAUCUUCGACAAAUGACGAGUCCGAAGAAGCCGAAUGCGACAGAUGUAUGGAACUAUUGAUCAUUGAGGGGACAGACGAGGAAUACCUUACGAUUAUGUCCGAAGCCCAGCCCAUCUGGGAUAGAGAAAGAGAGGGCAUGACCCUGCCUGAUUAUACAAAUGAUCCCCUGGCAAUUGGGGAAGAAAUUAUGACCAUGCGAGAAAUCUUGCCAUCUCUGCUAGCACAUUUUCCAGAUACUCUUUACCCAAUACCUUAUCUGCGACUCAGAUAUGGUCGACUGCAAUCAACACUACACGAGAAUUUCAACCUUCUCCGAGAGGUAGUGUUGCAUUGGAGCGAAGCACAUACCUCACUGUUGGUUCUGAAUCAUGAUCUCCCAACACCGACAACGUGCAAUUUAGCGAUAUCAUUGAGUGCUGUACAUUUGAAAUACCUAAGACGUCAACAAGAAGUGAUCAGAGUUAAACGUCCAUACCCGAAGGAAAAGAAAUAUUGGUUAGACGAACAUGGACAAGAUAUAGAUGAAUUCAGUGAUCUUGGUAAACGCUGGGUUCAAGUUUCCAAGUCACAACUUAAAGAUUGUGCGUUAGAUAACAAUGAAACGUCGAAAAAAUGGAGGGAUAUACUUGAAUUGGAACAAGAACUCGGCGAAGUCAUCUUCUGGUUGGCUGCAACUGUCUGA